Messenger RNA from Sardina pilchardus (European sardine), 663 nucleotides. It is a transcript of the gene fgfbp1b, whose product is annotated as fibroblast growth factor binding protein 1b. The record is from RefSeq and is a predicted model, not a curated record. Gene Ontology annotation, biological process: cell-cell signaling. Gene Ontology annotation, molecular function: growth factor binding. NCBI's taxonomy places the organism in Eukaryota, Metazoa, Chordata, Actinopteri, Clupeiformes, Clupeidae. The transcript has a single exon. The coding region runs from base 1 to 663 and encodes 220 amino acids.
AUGCCUGUCUUCAGAAACCUCGUGCUGUUGGUUCUACUCGCGUGCAUUGCGCAGCAUGUCUCCGAAGCGGGGAGUGACAAGGGUCGCGAGAAGAAGGGUAAAACAGACGGGGCUGACAGUAGCAGCGGUUCUAGAACUCCAAGAGGUAACGACAAUGCGCCAAAGGGAAAGUUUACAACCAAGGACAAGGCGCAGUGCACGUGGAAGGCAGAAGGCACCGAAACUUCCAUUAUGACCAUCACUUGCAAGAAAGGCAAAGAAACUAGCGGGUGCACAUAUACCGCUAGACCUGACACUUGCCCCGGUUAUUCCGGGAAUACCAAAGGAUACUGGAAACAAAUUGCACGUGCUUUGAAGAAGCAAAAGAAACUCUGCCAAGACCCCAGUGCUCUCAUUAAGGCUGGCAUGUGCAAGCGCGCGCCACAGGACGCACACUUCAGGCUUCAAGACUCAACAACAAACGUGGACUCGGCCAAAGCCGUGGCAACCAGAAAGCCCGUCGAAGCCCGACAGGUGCCGACGUCUACAAAGAGGACAACCACAGUCUCUGCGCCAGCCUGCACAGAGCGCGUCGAUCAUCAGAAGCUAGCCGAGGAGAAAUGCGGGAGCUGGGCUAGUCUCUGUAACUUCCUAUUUACCAUUGUACAGAGUGGGGACUGCUAG